CUGCUGGAACUAUCACUGCUGUCUAAUGAUAUUGGAAAAGCACUACAUUGCAGAGCAUCGCCUUCAGUUUUUAAAGAUAUGAGCCUGCUCAUACGUAACCUGCAGAGAGCCAUCCCUAUCAGGAGAGUGCCACUUCGCAAGAAUAUAGAACAACUCCGUCGCAUUUUGGGUGUGCAGCAGUUUGAUCUUGGUGUUAUCUGUGUUAAUAAUAGGCACAUACAGCUGCUCAACAGAAACUACAGAUGGAAGAAUAGCCCCACUGAUGUGUUAUCUUUUCCUUUUCAUGAGAAUCUGACAGCAGGGGAGCUGCCUCAGCCUUGUGCUCGAGGUGACUACAAUUUGGGAGACAUUUUUCUUGGAGUAGAACAUAUCUAUCAAGAGUGUGAGGAGAAUAAGGAAGAUUUCUACAGUAUUCUUACAGUAACGAUUGCUCAUGGAAUGUGCCACUUACUUGGCUAUAAACACAGCACAGAAGCAGAGUGGCAGCAGAUGUAUGAAAAGGAAGCACAAAUUCUUCUGGAGCUAAACAGAUUGUCAGACACAAAUUUGCAACCACUGACCAAACACCACUUCUAGUAGCCAUAUUUGUAUGUUGGCUCAGAAAUAAAAGAAAUUAAAGUUCA
Molecule: messenger RNA, 623 nt
Organism: Lacerta agilis (Sand lizard)
Lineage: Eukaryota; Metazoa; Chordata; Lepidosauria; Squamata; Lacertidae
Gene: YBEY
Product: ybeY metalloendoribonuclease
Exons: 4
Coding region: 79-576 (165 amino acids)
Biological process (GO): rRNA processing
Molecular function (GO): metalloendopeptidase activity
Source: RefSeq, a predicted model, not a curated record